AUGAAAGUUAGGUUAUUGAAAAUUUAACAAAUACUUGUUAAGACGAAUAUGGAAUUUGAUGCGGUGUUAAGCGGCAUUGCUGUGAUCCUUUUUAUAACAGGUUAUAAAGCACAGAUAGUCACACUAACAGUUGACAAGACGUUACCAGUAGAUGAAGGAGAGAGGUUAGAGUUUACAUGUUCUUUAACAGGCUAUCCGAAGGUGGUCCAGUAUAUCAAAACACAGGAUACUGGACCCAUAGUAUACUGGAUAACUAUUGGUGGACGGUGUGACCAGAUACUCUACAACAAAACUUUAUAUAACGCCACAUGUGACAAAUAUUAUUCUAGAUUUUAUCUCGAAAUUCGAAAUGUGCCCAUGACGUUCAAUCAAAACAAUAUCACAUGUGAAGCUCAGUAUGAUUUAACUACAGGAGAAACACAAAGUGUUUUACAGACUAUAACAUUAGAAGUAAAGCCAAAAAGUAAGUACAAACCUUAA
Mytilus trossulus (common blue mussel) is the source of this 480-nucleotide messenger RNA. RefSeq lists its product as uncharacterized. The record is from RefSeq and is a predicted model, not a curated record. Bases 49 to 480 code for a protein of 143 amino acids. The transcript has 2 exons. Lineage: Eukaryota; Metazoa; Mollusca; Bivalvia; Mytilida; Mytilidae.